This is a messenger RNA of Xenopus laevis (African clawed frog), 2697 nucleotides long. It is a transcript of the gene tmtops.L, whose product is annotated as multiple tissue opsin L homeolog. The transcript is spliced from 4 exons. The coding region runs from base 65 to 1243 and encodes 392 amino acids. Gene Ontology annotation, molecular function: G protein-coupled receptor activity. Gene Ontology annotation, biological process: detection of visible light; signal transduction; visual perception. The record is from RefSeq and is a predicted model, not a curated record. Lineage: Eukaryota; Metazoa; Chordata; Amphibia; Anura; Pipidae. Gene Ontology annotation, cellular component: membrane.
AUAAGAUGAGAGACUGUGCUAUGGCUGGCAAUGCUGUUUGGCUGUAUGGGAUCUUGUGCAGCCAAUGGGCAGAAAGAGGAGACAGAAAAUAGAUGCAAUGUUGCUGGCUCUUAACUUGCAGAAUGAAAGUUUCUUGCUCAAUGUCAGCCACGGGGAGAGUCGAGACUCUCUGCCUCCAGUCACUGGGCUGAGCCGGACAGCACACAGUGUGGUGGCAGUCUGCCUGGGCUGUAUCUUGGUACUUGGAUCUCUGUACAACUCUUUCGUACUUCUCAUAUUCAUCAAGUUUACAGCAAUCAGAACCCCAAUAAACAUGAUCCUGCUGAAUAUCAGUGUCAGUGACCUAUUGGUCUGCAUAUUUGGGACUCCGUUCAGCUUUGUUUCCAGUGUAUCUGGGGGCUGGCUGCUGGGGCAGCAGGGGUGCAAGUGGUAUGGAUUCUGCAAUUCCCUUUUUGGAUUGGUAUCUAUGGUUUCGCUUUCCAUGUUGUCCUACGAGCGUUACCUUACAGUACUGAGAUGCACAAAAGCAGACAUGACAGAUUACAAGAAGUCAUGGCUUUGUAUAAUUGCGUCGUGGUUCUACUCCCUGUGUUGGACCCUGCCACCUCUCUUUGGCUGGAGCAGUUAUGGCCUUGAAAGCUCAGGCACCACCUGUUCAGUUGUAUGGAAUUCAAAAUCCUCCAACAACGUAUCCUACAUAGUGUGCCUUUUCCUCUUCUGUUUGGUCCUGCCCCUGCUCGUAAUGAUGUUUUGCUAUGGACACAUUGUCAGAGUAAUACGAGGGCAGGUCUGUAGGAUCAACAUGACUGCAGCUCAGAAGAGGGAACACCGCUUACUUUUUAUGGUGGUCUGCAUGGUCACCUGCUAUCUUCUGUGCUGGAUGCCCUAUGGUUUAGUCUCUUUGAUGACAGCAUUUGGAAAACCUGGAAUGAUCACACCAACAGUUAGCAUUAUACCCUCUAUUUUAGCCAAGAGCAGCACAUUUAUUAAUCCAUUAAUUUACAUCUUCAUGAACAAACAGUUUUACAGGUGUUUUAAAGCAUUACUCAAAUGUGAAUCGGGUCCUCACCAUUCUGAGAAUUCUACUUCUCGACAAAGCAGGGAGAUGCGGCUGGAAACAAGGUGCAAGGUUCAAAGCAGCAUCUUUUAUACAUACAAAGCCAGGAGGACAAAGGACACGACAACUUCACCAGAAAUGCAAAGGAAAUUGACUCUUACAGUACAUUACAGGGAUGAUAGAUGAGCUUUCAUGUCAGACCUCCUGCUAGAUAAUCACAGCACUGGCGUGUAAAUGACAAGAAAGACAUCAUGAAUUUGAAAUAUAAGUACAAAACAGGCACAUUGAAUGAAUCAACUGUCUUUGAUAAUAACAGUAAUAACCAAGAACAAAAUAGUGUUCUAUGUAUCCCACAAUCCUAUAAUUCUGAGAGGUUUAUUCAACAUAUUUUUUUCUCUGCGAGGACUAAAUCUGUAUUUGUAUCUUGUACUUGACAGCAAUAAGCUGUUACUAUAUGUCAGUCUUAACAUAAAGUCAGAGUAAAUGACAAAAUCAAUUGCUAAUCUCUCCACCCCUAUCCAUGCGCAAGCUUGUCCCUGGGUUCUGAAUUCUGAUAUAUUGACUUUAAGAAAGUUUCAGCUUGAGUUAUCUAUAUCUAUCACAUUUGCUGGGCAUCAGUGCAUCUGUCUGUAUGUAUGGUAGACAAGCUGUCAAUAAGAGGCAAACAACUUUCAAUCAUGGGUGAAGUUCUGCUGUAACAGGAGUUUGUCAACCAAGGAGACUCAGGCAUUCAGUGGUUCCAGGCUCUCGGUUUCCUUAUUAUAUGAGAGUACAUCUGUAGGAGGUAAAGUUCAUAUAUACUGUUUCUUUGAGUAGAGAGCCUCAAAGGAAACCUUUGUGCUAAUAUUUGUUAUUAUUUACUGUAUUGACUAAAUCUAAAAACUGUGUGUGCAAAGGUGAGUGCUACAAGAAUAACUAAAUAACUAGGAUGAUAUGUAGAAUUUUACAGCAUUCUCAAGUGGCACACAGGGUAGACCAUGUCUUAUUAGACAACCCUACUAAUCAUUAGGGACAUUUUCACACAACAACGAGCUCAUUUAUAAACACUGGACAAAUUUGCACCUGGAUAGUGCCUUUAAGGAAGGCUGGGGAUCCAGGCAAAAUGUUAGUCUUCGCUUCAGUAAACUCCGUUGAAUUUCAUAAAACUGGUGGUUGCAUAUACUGUUGGUGUUUCUUUGUUUAUGCCUAUUACAGAUGUACCCAGGCAAGCUAGAGGAGGUACACUUGAGCGCCUACUAGUGAUGUUCGGGUUGAUAUAUUGUUGACACGCACCCGAUCCUAACCCACCGAUCAAAACCAGUGCCUGGCCCAGCCCAUGGGUCCACUUCUACUUAUAUACCCAUCUGCCCUAUCUCUGAUGUCAUGGAGGGGGGCAGGGCAGGCUCACAUCUGUAAAUAGACUUUUCCGGAUGUAGGCAUAAGUCGCGGGUGGGAAUGGAGGCAGGAAGAGCUCGGCCUGAACCUGCCUGCGGUCCAAAUAUUUUGAGUGUCAGUCCAAACCUGACUGACCUGCGGGUAAGCCUGCAGGUUCUGCAAGUUUCGGGCCAGCCUACACAUCAUUAGUGCAUAAAUAUAUUUCUAUUAUAUAUAUAUAUAUCCAAAUAAUCCAGAUAUUUAAAAUGAUUUCCUUUUUCUCUGAA